CAAGUUAUAACGCUUCAUCAUCUGAUCCGGUCAAAUUCUUAAAUCCUUUUAAUAUAGAAAAAAAAACGUUAUCGCGUUACAUAAAGAAUAGUAUUGUCCCGUGAAAUCUUUUAUAAAAUUAAUACAAAUCUUAUAUAUUAAUAACAAGGUCGUCUCUCUUGUCUCCAAAACAAAUCCUCAUUAACCAAAAACCAAAAAAAAAAAACUUGGAACUCUCUGAAUCUCACAAGAACAUCUCAAGAUUAAAGAAACCAUAAGAUCAUCGCUCAAAGUAAAAAUGGUGAGCCCAUUUAGAUCUCCAUGUUCUUCACCAAAAAAAUCAAGAAAAGCAAGCAAGAACCCUUAUUCAAAUCGUGGACUUGACAAAUUCUCUGAGCUUCUUUCCGAGCUCGACGAGAAGAGACAAAGCAUAUACUCGAAGAAGCUCGAUUCCGGUGGCCCGCCUCUUGUUCGAUUCGUGUUCACAAGCUCCGGUGAGUGUGUCCCCGUUGUGAUCAGAUCAUCUUAUCUUCACAAGAAGAACAAGAAGACGAAAGAUGUUGUCGCUGAUAAAGUCAAAACAGAAGUCAAAGAAGCGAAAACAGAGGAAAUCAAGAACAUAGAGCCUGAAACAGAGCAAAAACAGAGCUGUGUUAUAAACGAGAAUUUAAAGAAGAUCGCUAGACCGAAUCAUUUCUUGCCUGUGACUAUGAUCUUGGUUCUUGUGUUUUUGGUUUUCUUUGGAAGAUCUGUUGCGAUUAUGUGUACUUGUAUCGCUUGGUACUUGGUUCCAACGAUUCAAGAACAAAGCGGAAACAGAGGAUCAUCACCGGCUUACGCGAUGAAGAAGAAAGAUUUCGCUAGGAAAUUGAGUAUUGAGAACAGAGCAUCGUUUAAUCCAAGAACUGUUCGUGAUAACUCUCCUCGCAAGUAGAAGAAGUUUCUUAUUUUGGCUGCUCGUGAAGAAAACCGCGUGACCGAGCAAACACUUUUUUUUCUUUGUCAAAAGUUUUUUGGUUUAUUUCUUUGUUACUUUUUGUUUAUUCUCUGUUUCGUUCAUAGUUGUUGAAUUUAGAAACAGCUGAAUUAGCAGAAAAAUGUGUAGCUUUUUAUAUUUUUAGGUUUUUAAUGUUUAUACAUGUAUAUAAUGCAAUUGGAGAUGUUCUUGAUAACAUAUGAUCUAUUGCAACCAUGCUUAAUUUGAGCAAAAAACUUUUAU
Molecule: messenger RNA, 1198 nt
Organism: Arabidopsis lyrata subsp. lyrata
Lineage: Eukaryota; Viridiplantae; Streptophyta; Magnoliopsida; Brassicales; Brassicaceae
Exons: 1
Coding region: 278-913 (211 amino acids)
Source: RefSeq, a predicted model, not a curated record